ACCUCAACUAAAACCAGCAGCAGACGGGCAGCAGCAGCGGCGGAGGAGAACAAACAUGAAUCCGUGGCGCAGCGGCCCGGAGAUGGACGGUGCGUAAAAACCGGUAAACAGAUAGAUCAACGAUCGAUCAGUGAUCGGAUGUCAGCCAGGAGCGGGCCGGGAGAGAGAAGAACCGGAGGGGAAACAUGAGUCGGCAGCAGCAGCAGACCCAGGGAGUGGUUCUAACGGGUUACCACAGCAACGCGGAACUGGUGCCGCAAACGAGGCUGUGCGCGUCCAGCUGCCCGCAAGUCCCGCACGUCCCUCAGAACGCAGAGCCCAGUCGCAGGACCGGCCACUACAGCCUACAGCAGAACCAGAACACCCAGCAUGGAGACAGAUAUGGACCCUCAGAUCCCAAUUCCAGCUCUGCACCGCAUCCCAGAUCUCAGCCGUCCUCCAGCCCAAAGCUGGGUUCAAGCCCCCGGCAGAGUCCCAACUCCAGGCCCAGACCCCCACACACCUAUCAGCGCUACAACUCUCAGGACUCUCUGGACGAGCUGGAGAUGGACGACUACUGGAAGGAGGUGGAGAACAUUAACCGGUCAGGAGGAGGAGCACCCAGAGGAGAAGGUGGAGGAGAUGGAGAGGUUCAAGAGGAGGAGCAGCAGAAAACUCCUGAAGAAGGUGAGCAGGAGGAGGCGUGGCUAACGGAGGCGGGGCUGCAGCAACUGUUCGAUGACUCAUUGGCGGAUGAUCAGGAUCAGGACGUAGACAGCGCAGUGUUUCUGUCGACGCUCACCAGAACUCAGGCGGCGGCGGUUGAACGUCGCGUCCAGCAGACGCUACGACGACGCAACCGGCAACACCUUCCUGAUGUUCGGGACAUAUUCAGACCUCCAGAAAAGAACGACGAGCCUCACAAACUUAAAGGGGGAAGUGAGAACGGACAAAAAGACUCAUCUUCAGCCGCAGAAACGGAGACGGAGCUGAACGUUGAAGUAGCGUUUUCAGAGCAGGCGCUGUUCUACCGGGACAACCAUCAGAGGUUAAAGGUCACGGCCAGCCCCAGCCCCAACUCACCUGACGACAAACUGCCGAACUUUAAGCUGCUUCGAGAUAAAACAGGUCAGACCAGAAUCGGAGAUCUGUCUCCUCUGGAUAUGAAAAAGGUUCGCCGGCUGGUGCUGGUGGAGAUGACGGCUUUGUUCGACACGGCAGGCAUCGACGUGAAGACGCACAAAGCUGUCAAAGUCAAGACUAAAGAAACUGGUCUGUUUGGCGUCCCGCUGCAUAUUCUACUGGACCAGGACCAGAGGAAAGUUUCUGGAACCAAAGUGCCAUUUUUUCUGCAGAGGCUCAUUAGUCACAUAGAGCAUGAGGGUUUGGACACUGAGGGGCUGCUGAGGAUCCCUGGAGCUGCAACCAGAGUCAAGUCUCUGUGUCAGGAGCUCGAGUCCUCCUUCUUUGAUGGGACGUUUCAGUGGCAACAGCUGAAACAACACGACGCUGCGAGCCUGUUGAAGCUGUUCAUCAGGGAGCUCCCUCAUCCGCUGCUGACUGUCGAGUACCUCAAUGCCUUCAUCGCCGUCAACAAACUUCCUACAAAGAAGCAGCAGCUGCAGGCGUUAAACCUGCUGGUUCUUCUGCUGCCCGAAGCCAACCGGGACACUCUGAAGGCGCUGGUGGAGUUUUUCCAGCGUGUGAUCAACUAUCAGGCCAAGAACAAAAUGACUCUGAACAACGUCUCCGUCAUCAUGGCGCCCAACAUCUUCAUGUUUAAAGGCUUUCGGUCCAAAGUUACAGAGCAGCAGGAGUUCUCCAUGGCGACCAGCACGGCCAACAUCGUCCGGCUGCUCAUCCGAUACCAGAAUCUCCUCUGGACAAUCCCAAAGUUCAUUGUGACUCAGGUCAGACAGCAAAACAUGGAGAGUCAGAGGAAACAGCAUAAAGAGAGAGCUGUACGGAAGCUGCUGAAGAAGAUCACAACUGAGAAACCACCUGAAAGAGCCAUUCCUGAGGAGAGUUCGCAGGGUUUCAUCCGAGUUCAGGCGCCGCAGUUCAGUAAAAUUUCGAUGGCAGUUCAGCUGACUGAAGAGCUGCAAGCUGCAGAUGUGUUGACUCGCUUCAUCAACAAGGACAGCUCAGUGGCAGUGAAGAAAGAAGAGUUGUGUCUCUAUGAGAUUGGUGGAAACAUCAAGGAGAGAUGCCUGGAUGGAGAAACCUACAUGAAAGAUCUUUUCCAGCUGAAUCCUACAGCAGAGUGGGUCAUCAAAGCCAUGCAGCGAUAAACUCACUUUCUAGGAACGUGUUCUGCUGGAUGCUACAAAUCUUUACCACUGUGUCCUGCUGGGAGGAAACGUCACCUGGUUCUCUGAGGCUUCUGCUGUCUCUGGAUCCGUUCACAACAACCAAAAACGCCUAAUUUCAUUACAUUACAGUGUUCUGCUGGGAGAUUCUUUGUUGGGGCAUUCAUGUGGAUGUUACUUUGACAUCUACCUAAACAAUAAUGCAGACCAAGCGCACCCUCGUACAGCAACAGGACUCCCCCUGCAGGACAAGAUGCUCUAAACUCUAAAAACUGCUCAGGAAAGGCUCGAGGAACACGACUGUGAGCCUGAAAGUGUUGACUUGGCCUUUAAACUCCCCAGAUUCCCACUGUGUGUUCAAUCGGUCCUGAAAUCUACCUGAAAAUGCAUGAUUUUAGAUUAAAAAAUGUGGUAAUACAUUUCUUUUCCAGUUCGUUGCAUAUCCAGAAUUCCCAAAGGCAAAGAUAAAAAGGGAGGUUAGAGCUUGGGAUUAUGAACAUUUUGAAUUAUGCUGCUUAUAGGAUUUUUUUGGUCUUCAAGUUCAGCUAGAUUGAAGUGCAGUGCAGUUGUCCAGGUGAAAGAAAACCACUCGUUUGGAGACCUUAUAAACUGUGAUUUAUUGCAAGUAAUGAUUUUAUUCUGUGUGCAGAAAUGAGAUUAAAUAUUUAGCUUGGUGCAUUAAAUCAUAAAAUCACACGUCAGUCACAUUAACAAUUCAAAGUCCAUUAUCUGUUGGCUAAUUCUGAGACUCUUAUCUAUUUAUACUUUCUUUUAAAUCCAUGACAGGUGAAUAAUUUUCCACUUCAUUGAAUAUCGAAGCUUCUCAAAGGAGGAGCAAGCUUCGAAAUUAAUUGUUUCUUGUGAAUCCAGCAAAAAAGGCUCAAAAUGUUUCUUCUUCUGGGUUUUUGUGAUCAUGCCAUUGUUAAUCAGCAAGAGGCACGCGAUGAUGACAUCACUGUUUUUAUGGUACAUUAAUAUUUCUGGAUGUUUGAGUAUGUUGAUGUGUUACUCCAUCUUUUAAAAACCACUGGACAGAAGCACAGAAAUAUUUUUUUAUACAUAUAUUAAAGGUGUGUGUGUAAGUUCACAGGGAAACUAUUAAGUUUUGUACCAAAUACCUGAUUAUGAUAAAGACAUGUUGGACUAUUUUAAAGAAAUAAACUGCUGACUGUGUAAAUGGCCUUAUGGCACGAUAAAUUUGCACAUAAUUGGUUCCAAAAGUAUGUGGACUAAUGCUUUUGUCAUUUGUUAUUUUGAUUUUUGGUUCUUUACAAUUUAGAUAUCGGCUGAUAUCGUACAUUAACAAAGGUUCCAUCUUCAUUUUAUAUUUUUUGGCACAUAUUUGUGCUUCUCUCAGCUUUUAACAGUCAUAAAUCAUUAAGCUUCUCCUGUGGAAAGCUGUAAAGUUUUAACUAGAAACAAUUAAUGAAUUAUUUUGCAUAUUUUGUGAGCAGUCUGUCACUCCAUGUUGUAUUAUGUUGUUUACUGUGACUGUUUUGUCUUUUAUCCAGAUCAUGAUGUCUAUAUGUAACUGCCUGUGAUAUGACCACUAAAACUGCCUGAAAAUAAACAUGCAGUAAUUAAUUACCACA
Messenger RNA from Acanthochromis polyacanthus (spiny chromis), 3880 nucleotides. It is a transcript of the gene arhgap18, whose product is annotated as Rho GTPase activating protein 18. The record is from RefSeq and is a predicted model, not a curated record. Gene Ontology annotation, molecular function: GTPase activator activity. Lineage: Eukaryota; Metazoa; Chordata; Actinopteri; Pomacentridae. The coding region runs from base 186 to 2270 and encodes 694 amino acids. Gene Ontology annotation, biological process: regulation of actin filament polymerization; signal transduction; regulation of small GTPase mediated signal transduction. The transcript has 18 exons. Gene Ontology annotation, cellular component: cytoplasm.